AUGCAUGUUAUGAGCAGCCCGUCGCUGGCUAAUGAGACAGAGAGCUGCAGCAGUGAGUGCAGCAGCGCCGCCACCACAGCCAGCACCACCAGCACUACCAGCACCACCUCCGACCUCUCCCCAAUGUCGGGCCACACCCCCUCACCUUCUAAUCUCCCCUCUCUCUUCCCCAACGAACCCCCCCUGCACCCUACCACACUACCCCACCACUACGCCCCACCGUCACCACCACCCCUGCCCCCGAACGCCCCUCCUCCCCCUCCCCCACCACCAACCUCCCUCUCCAGCCACGGUGUGUGGAAGAAGCGGCAGGUGCGGAGCUUUUUCUGGAAGCCCAUCCCAGAGGAGAAGGUGCGGGGCCAGCCCAACAUCUGGACCAUGGCGGUGCGCUGCCAGCAGCAGUACCAGAUUGACGUGCGCUCCGUGGAGGAGCUGUUCGGCCAGCAGGAGGAAGUGCAGGGCCGGGGGUGUGUGCCCGCCAUCAGUGGAUUCUCCUCAGCCCGCAUCACCCGGUCCAGGUCCUUCAAGGAGAACAAGGACAAGAUCAGCAUUCUGGACUCCAAGCGGGGCAUGAACGUGGGCAUUUUCCUCAGGCAGUUCAAGAAGUCCAAUCACUCCAUCGUGGAGGACAUUCGCCAGGGAGACGGCAAGCUGUACGGCGCUGAACUCCUCAAAGACCUGCUCAAACUCCUGCCCGAGUCUGAAGAGGUAAAGAAACUGAGGGCGUUCAAAGGGGACUCCAGCAAACUGACCCUGGCAGACUCCUUCAUGUACCUGUUGAUCCAGGUGCCUCGGUUUGAGUUGCGCAUCGAGGCCAUGGUCCUGCGUGAGGAGUUCUUUCAGUCCUGCGCUGUGAUGAGCCAUGAGAUCGAUGUCAUCCGCGUGGCCACAAAAGAGCUGAUGACUUGUGAGGAACUACACGCCAUCCUCCACCUGGUUCUGCAGGCUGGAAACAUCAUGAACGCUGGUGGCUACGCGGGCAACGCCGUGGGCUUCAAGCUGUCAUCGCUCCUCUCGCUGGCCGACACCAAGGCCAACAAACCUGGCAUGAACCUGCUGCAUUUUGUGGCAUUGGAGGCACAGAAGAAGGACGAGAAGCUGCUGAAGUUCCCUGAGAAACUUCAGGGCAUUCAGAGCGCUUCCAGAAUAUCAGUGGAAAACAUUGAGUUGGAGUUCUCGUCUCUCUACGUCAGGACCAGAUCCCUGGAGGAGAAGGUCCAGAGUGACCCGGAGCUCCUGGAGCAGCUGGACCCCUUCCUGCAGGUGGCAGCACAUUCAGUCAGAAUCUAA
Molecule: messenger RNA, 1290 nt
Organism: Salvelinus sp. IW2-2015
Lineage: Eukaryota; Metazoa; Chordata; Actinopteri; Salmoniformes; Salmonidae
Product: FH2 domain-containing protein 1-like
Source: RefSeq, a predicted model, not a curated record